Messenger RNA from Populus euphratica (Euphrates poplar), 1450 nucleotides. RefSeq names its product probable inactive poly [ADP-ribose] polymerase SRO2. The transcript has 2 exons. Gene Ontology annotation, molecular function: NAD+ poly-ADP-ribosyltransferase activity. The coding region runs from base 295 to 1293 and encodes 332 amino acids. The record is from RefSeq and is a predicted model, not a curated record. NCBI's taxonomy places the organism in Eukaryota, Viridiplantae, Streptophyta, Magnoliopsida, Malpighiales, Salicaceae.
UACGUAAUUCCCUCCCACCACUUGAAAAAUCCAGGUCCCGCACGGACAAUUAGGAAAAGGCAGUCCGAGUCCGACUAGGAGAAAGGAAAGAAACUAGGGCACGCAAAAAAUCAAUUUGGAUUCAUGAACGGGUAUCGACGGUCGUUAGACCGUUUAGACCCUUCUAUAAAUCCAAAAACCUCUCCAUCAUUUCAAUUCAAUUUCUCACCCCCAAACCUCUUCCCUCUUCAUUUCACCCUCUCCCCCCUCUUUUUGAACAAAUUUAUCCUUUAUUCCUAGAAAUUAAAUUAAGAGAUGGAGCGGGAAGAUCAAGUGUCGAUCAUCAUAGAUGAUGGCGGAGAAAUCCUGGACGCUGGUUCUGAAACCGACUCCUCCUCCUCGUCGUCGUCUUCUGUUCCGAAGCCUGAUUGUUUUGAUGCAUUCACUCGAAAUGGAAUGAUGAGGAUCGGAGAAGAAAGCAAGGAACACAGAGUGAUAAAGAAUCAAUUCCUUACAGGAAUGAAUCAGCUUGCUGAGGACACAAGUGUAGUGACCAUACACAAGAAUAUCUGCUCUACUAUGUAUAUGAAAGCUCGAUUCAAAGCUUUCAAGAGCUGUGUAGAUGCGGUCCGUGAACGCCGUGGAGAUAGAAAUGUUAAGCACGGCUGGUAUGGUGCUUCAAAACAGGAAAUUCUUCAUAUCAUUUCUUUUGGAUUUAGUCGUUGCAAUGGUCAAUCGCAUGGCGUUGGUGUUUAUUUGUCUACUUCAAAGUUUAUCCUUGAAACGUUUCCGUCUACGACUGAGGAUGAAAAUGGGUUAAGGCAUAUGAUGUUUUGUUAUGUUGAGAUGGGGAAAAUGGAACUGAUUCGGGCGGGUUCGAAGCAAAUAUAUCCAAGUUCGGAGGAGUUCGAUUCGGGCGUUGACAAUCUCGAAGAACCUAGUAGAUUGGUUGUGUGGAGUGCUUACAUGAAUUCUUUUAUCCUUCCUCUUUACAUUGUAAGUUUUAAGGCACCGUCAUUCAGUAUUGGUUCCUUAAGAGGGCAGAUUAAUGAAGUACGAACCGGUGGAGAGAAGUUGAGUAUUGCUGUUUUGCUUCCUAUGCUGGUGAAGGUUUUUGGUCCUGCCAAGGGGGAUAUGAUUUCCAAAAGCCUUGACGAUCAUAGGAAAUGUAAGAUUAACCGAGACCAAAUGAUCCAGAGUUUGAAACGGAUCAUUGGGAACGAUCGGAUGUUGAUCUCAGUCAUUAAAGCCAGUAGAGGCAACCUUGCGGUGAGAGCACCAAACAGGGAGGGCGGGUCUGGAGGCAACAACUAAUACAAGAAGAUGGAAUUGUUCUAGGAUAUGAUGUUAUACUUGAUAGUUCUGUAAUUAGGGUUUACAAUCACUUCAUUUUCAAACAAGAAAACAGAACAUGAAGAAUGUACUUUUUUCUGAAAAGAAGGAAGAGGAUCUGUUUCGUUGGGAUGGCAUU